Rattus norvegicus (Norway rat) is the source of this 3576-nucleotide messenger RNA. Lineage: Eukaryota; Metazoa; Chordata; Mammalia; Rodentia; Muridae. The record is from RefSeq and is a predicted model, not a curated record.
UUUCUUUGCUUUUUUUUUCUUUUCUUUCUUUUUUUUUUUUUUUUUACCAACACGCCAUUGUACUCACUCCUUAUUCCAAGACCGGCUGCGCGCUCCGAGCUGCACGGGCAGGCAUUUUCCCCGGCUUUGUUUUACAAGCGCCCUCGGCCUGCCUCCCGCUUUGGAGCAGCUCUCGAGCCUCACCUGCACCCAUCACCCAGCGUCCUACUGCCACCUCUUGCUCUAGCUGUCAUGCAUGCGUCUUCCAUGCUUUCCCCGAGUCCUGAUGUCAAGAGAGACCCCAGAUCCCUACAGAUUAUCCUGUGGGCUCUGGGAGGGCUGACAUCUUGUCCCCUAACACCCAGGACUAGUGAGGGGUGCUGAGUCAAGGAGGACUGAUAAUGAGCAGGGAGAGUUCACUGCACUCACAGAAGAGGAUUGGAAUGGCCAGGGUGAGACACUAUGUGUUGUGUGUACUGUCUGCAUGUACUGUCUGUACACUGUGUGUACUCUGUGUGUUAUUGUAUGUACACUGAGUACACUAUAUGUAUGUACUGUAUUGUUGUAUGUGUGUACUGUCUGCACACUGUAUGUACUAUCUGUGUUACUGUGUGCACAGUGUGUACUAUAUGUGCAUACUGUGUGUGCACUAUAUGUACUAUGUAUGCACUGUUUUGUACUGUGUGUACUGUGCAUAUGUACUGUUUGUACACUGUAUCUACUGUGAUUUGCUGUAUGUACACUAUGCGAUAUAUGUGCAUACUAUAUGUACUGUAUGUGUGUACUGUAUGUGUACUGUGUACUAUAUGUGUUUACUGUAUAUACACUGUAUGUGCUGAAUGCCUAUACUGUAUGUAUAUACACUAUAUGUACUGUACAUGCAUCAUAUGUACUAUGUUAUAUACUGUAUGUGUGCUGUAUGCAUGCUGUAUGCAUGUACGGUAUUGCACUGUGUGUACUAUAUGUAUGCUUCGUGCAUACUGUAUGUACUGUAUACAUGCACUGUAUUGCACUGUGUGUGCUGUAUGUGUGCUGCUCGCAUACUGUAUAUACCAUAUACAUGCACUGUAUUGCACUGUAUGUACUAUGUAUGUGUGCUCAUGCAUCCUGUAUAUGUGCACUGUAUUGCACUAUAUAUGCUGUAUGCACUGUGUGUAUGUGCUGUGUUUUAUUGAAUGUGCUGUAUGGACUGUAUGUAUUGUGUGUACUGUGUGUGCUGUGUGUAUGUACUAUGUGUAUGUACUGUGCAUAUGUACUGUGUGUACACUAUAUGUAUUGCAUGUAUGUAAUGUAUGUACUAUGCAUACACUGUGAACUGUGUAUAUGUACUAUAUGUACACUGUAUUACUAUAUUAUAUACUCUGUACUGUAUGUGCUGUGUGUACUCUGUAUACUGUGUGUACUGUGUACUAUGCAUACACUGUGUACUGUGUGUAUGUACUGUAUUACACUGUGUGUACUGUAUUAUGUACUGCAUGUACCGUAUGUGCUGUGUGUACACUGUGUGUACACUGUGUACUGUAUGUACUGUAUGUACUGUGUGUAUACAUUAUGCAUGUGUACUAUAUGUACAUUCUAUGUAUGUACUAUAUGUACUAUGCAUGCACUGUGUACUGUGUGUAUGUACUUAAUUACACUGUAUAUACUGUAUUAUGUACUAUGUGUAAUGUAUGUGCUGUAUGUACUGUGUAUACACGGGGCACUGUGUAUACUGUAUUAUGUGUUAUAUAUACUGUAUGUACUGUGUGUAAUGUGUGCACUCUAUGUACUGUGUUAUGUACUGUAGGUACAGUGUAUAUAUUGUCAUCUUCCCACUACUAUCAUGGAAUACUGAGGCCACUAACACAGAAAGAGCAAAGGUUUUAUUUUCCUAUACUUCUGAAGGUUCCAAUACAAAGAUCACAUGGUCCCAUUUUAUGAACCUCUGCCCUGAGCAGGACAUCAUGAAGUCAGAACUGCCGGGGCCAAACCACUUGCAUGGUAAGCAAGGAAGCCAAAGAGAACAACUGGGCAGCCCUAUCUCACCCCUUUGAACCAAGCUUCCAAUGGCCUAACCAUCUCCUCCCAGGCCCCACUACCCACAAGUCCACGGCACUGCCAGAUACUGCCAUGCUAAGGACUUAGCCUUCUACACAAGAGCCUUUGGGAGGCAUUCUAGAUCCAAACACUGGCAUCAUCUAUGUGUUUUAAUGUUUUCAUUUACCCAUUAGCCCAAUCCCAUAAACUAGACCACCAACAAAUUCCAACUCUCAACAUAUUUUGCCAUUUGCUUAAUCCUCUAGUUAACAGUGCUCUACAGUUGUGAGGGGGAAGGAAGCAUACUGCCCAAUUACUGUGUGCCCACUGCACGCUCAGCUGUUGUUCUGGAGCCAGGUAAGGACAUCGCCUUCAGAACGAUGUGGUCUAAGUGGGGGUAAAAAGAGGUAGGCAUCCCUGUAACAUUUCAAUACACGUCAUCCCAAAAGAAAGUCACAGGGCACUUUGGCAGGAUUUUAUGUUGAAAGCUCAGAGAAGGCAUCUCUGAGGAAAUGGGCAUCCACGAGGAUGGGACAGAUGUGAGGAGAGAUCUUUCCCAACAGAAGAGCUUGCUGAAGGCCUGUGGUAGGAGAUGGACGGGAGAAUGUGGGAGCUCAGGGAGUCGGUGCAGGUGGGGUGGCAAUUUGCUCUGUGACAGAAGAGAAUAGAGGAGGCCUCUAAGGGGCAAGCAUCAAAAGCCAGUCAGACCUGAGCUGUGCAACAACUUUAAGAAGGCAGUUCUUCCAGGCCAGAGUGUGUUCGUUUUGAAGAUUAUACGUGCUCGAAAUUAUAGCGUGUCCAUCAGAACGGAAGUUAGAAGUCACUGGGGAAAUGAAACAGGUAAGCGGAGGGUCCAUGUAGAAGCAGCAUCUCAGCUUGAGUGAGCACCACCUAGAGGGGCUGGUAGAAACCACAGGCUUCUCCCACAUCCAGGGUUCUGCCACUCUGGGAGAUUUGAGAGCUAGCACCACAAGUCCUCAGGAGACAGGAAACACUAAUGCUAUAGUCCAAGGAUUGCACUUUGGGAACUAUUUGACAAAAGGUAGGACUCAGGCUUAGUCCCCCAUGAUAGUGUUGAGAAGUAUGGCUCGAUUAAUGCCAUAGUUGGCAGACCGUGAUAGACACCUACAUGUGUCCACAUCAAGCCUGAGCUUCAAAGUGUGACUUGCAAAGGCUUUGGUCUUCCCAUUUUCAACACAGCUUUCUUUAUUAGUUCUUCUUUUGUUUCUGUGAUAAAAAAAAACAAAAAAAAACAAAAAAACACGACUGGAAGCAGCUCACCGAAGGGAGAGUUUAUUCGAGCUCACUGUUUCAGGGGGUUAAAGUCCACCACGGUAGAGAAACAUGGCAGUGAGCAACAGAUGUGGCAACUAGAGCAGGAAGCUGAGAGCCCUCAACCGCAGCGGGAUGUAAAGACAGAAUAAACUAAAGGUAGCAUACAAGUCUAAACUCGCAAAGUCUGCCCUAGUAGCCUGCUUCCUCCGGCAAAGCCAUAACUAAACCUUCCCGAACAGCGCCACCUUCUGGGGACCAGAUGUUCAGACACUCAAGCCUAUGGGGGGCUUUUCCUAUUAGAAACAC